Molecule: messenger RNA, 531 nt
Organism: Glossina fuscipes
Lineage: Eukaryota; Metazoa; Arthropoda; Insecta; Diptera; Glossinidae
Exons: 2
Coding region: 133-531 (132 amino acids)
Biological process (GO): microtubule-based movement
Molecular function (GO): ATP binding; microtubule binding; microtubule motor activity
Source: RefSeq, a predicted model, not a curated record
GGUAAAGCGAAAAAUAUACAAGUAUUAAAGUUAAUGAUGUUAUUUAUAAUAAAAUUAUUUAGAUCAAAAUAAAUCUUUCGUACUAAGCUGCUAACCAAGCGCACAACAAAACUGAUCAAAAUAUAUAGGUUUAUGGACGUAAGAAGGUACCAUACCAUGAAGUUGACGCAUACACCACAAGAAUUGAUGGGUGGUCGCACUAAAUCUUCAAUAAUAGCUAUUAUUUCGUCCAGCCACAAAGAUAUUGACAAAAUAUUAAGUACGUCAGAAUACGCUUGUCGAGUGAAGAAUACUCAUAAUAAGACGGAAUUUAGCCAAAAACUUGCUACAGAUACGCUAUGUAAUUUGCGACGUUAUCCAAUUUAUCGUCCUAUAACGCAUUCGUUGUACCUUCGCUGUCGACUCGAACACAAGAGAUCCGAUUAUCAUCAGGCUGUAACGAUGCCCGAACUCAGCGAUCGCAUGCCUUGGAAAGACGGUAAGCAUCAACUUUAUUCUGUUGAGUAUCGCAAGAUUGUUUUAAUCUCAUAA